AUGCCUCUCCUCGGUCGUGAUAAAGGUCGCCCCAGAUCGCGCAGGUCGGAUGAUGAGUUUGUCAUAUUCCUUCAAGGCAUUCCACCUCAUUGCCGCUGGCAGGAACUCAAGGAUCUCGUCCGCCAAACUGCACUUCAUAUUCGCCAGGCAGUAGUAUAUGAUGACAGCCAUGGAUUCCCCACCGGACUAGGCCAAAUCAUCGUCAAGAAUGAGGAUGAGGCCUGGCGAACGUACCACCGGCUGUCAACCAGCGGAUGGGACGGCCAGAGCCUGGUCGUCACACUAUCGCGGACCAGUACACCCACCAAGCCCAUUGCUGGGCCUACAAGAAGUCCAGCAAUGAUGUCCACAGGUUACAUCUCUGGCCACUCCACGCCUCCACUAGUACACGGAAACAUGGCCGUUCCCCCGUCACCCGUCUCGCCAGAAUCUUCCCACCCUGCCACUCCACCAUAUCCAUACCAAGAUUACGGCGUCAUGAUGGUACCGAUACCAAUGGCACCGCAAGCAUUCAUUCCCAUGAUGCCAGACCCUCACGCACCACCAAUGCAAUGUUUCCCCCCAUCCCCAGUAAUAAACGGCACAAUGUACGAGCCGCAUUGGAACAUGGCACCAGGAUAUCAGAUGUCACCUCCACAACACAUGCACCACGCAGGCGAUAAACAACCACAGAACUACCAGCACUACCACCAUGAACCUCGCAAAGGCACAAACCCCAAUUCCCCCUCCUUCUACCCAGACCGCCGAGCCAUCACCAUCGAGAACUUGAAUGCAGUUACUACAUGCGCCGAUCUAAAAACCCUUCUGCAGACAGCCGGCACUGUCCAGAAAUGCAACAUAGCCACCAUGGACUCGGCCGAUAGAGACAGCCAGCUCCGCGGCUUGAUCACCAUGCAAACAGCAGACGAGGCACAGUGCGCUGUGACCAUGUUCAAUAAUCUGAGUUUCAUGGGGUCGCGAAUUAGGGUGAAGGUUGAUCGGGACUCGCAUCUCACGCGGGCUGUAAGCUUUGAUGGUGUAGGUGCUGGUGCUUGUUCUGGAUCAGAUACAGCGGGCUCGGUGCCAGGAACUGGGGAUACGUAUCAGUCAUGGGCUGAAGAGAUGGCCUCAGAAGUCAAUGUUGUUGAUACUUGCAAGCCGCUGGUGAUAGAUGGGUCUGGGUUGAAUAGGUCGGUUGAGAUUUUGUCGACGUCUGCGCCUACCUGA
This is a messenger RNA of Penicillium vulpinum, 1206 nucleotides long. RefSeq names its product RNA-binding protein. The transcript has 4 exons. Gene Ontology annotation, cellular component: cytoplasm; ribonucleoprotein complex; nucleus. The coding region runs from base 1 to 1206 and encodes 401 amino acids. The record is from RefSeq and is a predicted model, not a curated record. Gene Ontology annotation, molecular function: mRNA binding. Lineage: Eukaryota; Fungi; Ascomycota; Eurotiomycetes; Eurotiales; Aspergillaceae.